Rosa rugosa (rugosa rose) is the source of this 577-nucleotide messenger RNA. RefSeq lists its product as uncharacterized. NCBI's taxonomy places the organism in Eukaryota, Viridiplantae, Streptophyta, Magnoliopsida, Rosales, Rosaceae. The transcript has a single exon. The record is from RefSeq and is a predicted model, not a curated record. The coding region runs from base 5 to 478 and encodes 157 amino acids.
AGAAAUGGCAGAAUCUUGGGUUUCUUCAUCAAUCCAAGAAAACCCAAAUGAGGAGGAAACAAAUGAGUCAUUGGAAUCAAUCUUUUCUUCUUCUACGUUCAACCGACAAGUGGAGCGGGAAGAAGGAGAAUUGCCCAAGCUAAGGAGCUUAUCGUCGAGCGGCAGCAGGAAGAAGAAGAAGAAGAAUCAAGUUUUGCUUGAAGGGUAUGUUGAUUCGGCUGAUGAGGACGAUCUGUCGAGGACCAAGAGCUUAACGGAUGAGGAUCUCGAUGAGCUCAAAGGGUGCUUGGAUCUGGGAUUUGGGUUCAGCUAUGAAGAAAUUCCCGAGCUCUGUAACACCUUGCCUGCUCUUGAGCUUUGUUACUCUAUGAGCCAGAGGUUCAUGGACAAGUCGCCGGAGACCUCUCCUGCUGCACUGGAUUCCUGCUCUUCUGUGUCUAGUCCGAUUGCCAAUUGGAAGAUCUCCAGUCCUGGUUAGUGAUUUGGGUUUCUCUCCAUUUUGUUGCUCAAUGUUAUAGAUUUUUUUUUUCUGUCUUUUGUUGCCGUCUUUUUAUCCAUUUCGAUUGAUUGAAGUGCU